Molecule: messenger RNA, 1028 nt
Organism: Crotalus tigris (Tiger rattlesnake)
Lineage: Eukaryota; Metazoa; Chordata; Lepidosauria; Squamata; Viperidae
Gene: PBLD
Product: phenazine biosynthesis like protein domain containing
Exons: 9
Coding region: 214-999 (261 amino acids)
Biological process (GO): biosynthetic process
Cellular component (GO): cytoplasm
Molecular function (GO): isomerase activity
Source: RefSeq, a predicted model, not a curated record
AUUUAAGUGACAGGUGGAGGUAGGGAUGGGAGGUUCCUCCCCAGGAAAAACUUUUGCCAGUAUUUUAUGAAGCCACUGUAUAUCGCCAAAGAUUUUGUCUGUAUUCUGAGAAGGUUUGCAAUUGAAACGGAAACACAGCCUUGCAUGAUCUAUAACCAAGCUUUGCAAAGAUAGAACACAGUUCUUUCACAACUGGAAUUUUUCGACAAGUUUAUGCAGGAGCUGGAAGAAGGUUUGCAUCAAAAAAUUGCUGUAGAAAUGAACCUCUCAGAAACAGCAUUCAUCAGAAAACUGCACCCCACAGAUGACUUCACCAAAAGUUCGUGUUUUGGAUUAAGAUGGUUUACACCUACAAAUGAAGUCCCUCUGUGUGGUCAUGCCACUCUUGCAUCUGCUGCUGUGUUAUUCCAUAAAAAAAACAUGAACCCCACCCUUACUUUCAUAACUCUUAGUGGAGAAUUAAAGGCCAGGCAAGCAGGAGAUGAGAUUAUCUUGGAUCUGCCACUUUACUUCACUUAUCCACAGGAUUUCCAGGAAGUAGAAGAGUUGGUAAAGGCAGCAGUGGGGGAUAUGAACAUUCAAGAGGUCCGUUAUUCUCCUGAUACAAAAAAGCUACUUAUCUGUCUCAGUGAGGUGUAUGAAAGGUAUGAUUUGGAGAAAUUAAAAGUGGAUGCCCAACGUCUUUUGUUGGCCGACAAGACUGGAAAAGUCAAAGGUGUAAUAAUCACAGUUAAAGGAGAUUCUCAUAAAAAUCAUGAAAGCUAUGAUUUUUACUCUCGUUAUUUUGCACCAUGGAAUGGUGUUUCUGAAGAUCCUGUCACAGGAUCUGCUCAUGCUGUAUUAAGCAGCUACUGGUCACAACAGCUGGGAAAAAACAAACUAUACGCAUUUCAGUGCUCCAGUCGUGGGGGAGAGUUGAAGCUUCUGCUACGCCAAGAUGGAAGAUUAGACAUUGGUGGACAAGCUUCCUUUGUGUUAGAGGGUUUUUUGGCUCUUUGAAAAAUAAUUAAAAGCGCUCAAUAAUUAUA